Molecule: messenger RNA, 1956 nt
Organism: Phaethon lepturus (White-tailed tropicbird)
Lineage: Eukaryota; Metazoa; Chordata; Aves; Phaethontiformes; Phaethontidae
Product: plexin-A4-like
Exons: 13
Biological process (GO): semaphorin-plexin signaling pathway involved in axon guidance; negative regulation of cell adhesion; regulation of GTPase activity
Cellular component (GO): semaphorin receptor complex
Molecular function (GO): semaphorin receptor activity
Source: RefSeq, a predicted model, not a curated record
ACUCUGACACUCUCUGAUCUCAAGCCGAAGCGGGGACCAGUGUCGGGUGGCACCCAGGUGACAAUUACGGGCAACAACCUUAAUGCAGGUAGCAACGUCAUUGUGACCUUUGGGCGACAACCCUGUCUCUUCUACAGGAGAUCCACCAAGCACAUUGUCUGUAACACCACUGCCUCAGAUGACGGCUUUGAGAAGGUGAAGGUGUCCGUGAGGGUGGACAAGGCCAAGAUACAUCAGGAGCUGCAGUACGAAUAUGUGGAGGAUCCAACCAUCCUGAGGAUUGAGCCUGAGUGGAGCAUCUUCAGUGGCAACACACCCAUUGCAGUGUGGGGAACUCACCUAGACCUGAUCCAAAACCCUCAGAUCCGGGCAAAACACGGUGGAAAGGAGCACGUUAAUAACUGUGAGGUGCAGAACAGCACGGAGAUGACCUGCCAGGCUCCAGCACUGGCUGUUGACCCCGGUCACCAGUCUGAGCUUGCCGAGCGUCCAGAGGAGUUUGGCUUCAUUCUUGACAACGUGCAGUCCCUGCUCAUCCUCAACAAAACCAACUUCACCUACUAUCCAAACCCAAUCUUUGAAGUUUUCAAUCCCUCAGGGAUCCUGGAGCUGAAGCCGGGAAGCCCAAUCAUACUGAAGGGCAAGAACCUGAUCCCACCAGUGGCGGGAGGGAAUGCCAAACUGAACUACACUGUUUUGGUUGGUGAGAAGCCCUGUGCAGUGACUGUAUCAGAUGUGCAGCUGCUGUGUGAGUCCCCAAACCUCACUGGACGGCACAAGGUGAUGGCUCGUGUAGGAGGGAUGGAGUUCUCCCCAGGGAUGGUCUACAUCUCUCCAGACAGCCCCCUCAGCUUGCCAGCUAUUGUCAGCAUUGCGGUGGCCGGUGGCCUGCUCAUCAUUUUCAUCGUGGCUGUGUUGAUUGCGUACAAGCGCAAAUCCAGAGAAAGCGACCUCACCCUCAAGCGUCUGCAGAUGCAGAUGGACAACUUGGAGUCCAGGGUGGCACUGGAGUGCAAAGAAGCCUUUGCAGAGCUACAGACGGAUAUUCACGAGCUGACAAGCGAUCUGGAUGGAGCUGGGAUCCCUUUCCUUGAUUACCGAACCUACACCAUGAGGGUGCUUUUCCCUGGCAUUGAAGAUCACCCAGUCCUAAGGGACCUGGAGGUCUCCAGCCUGCAGUGGUGGGAGGACGGCAAGAUCCCAGCACUGGUCCCUGGCUAUAGGCAGGAACGGGUGGAGAAAGGCCUGAAGCUCUUUGCCCAGCUCAUCAACAACAAGGUUUUCCUGCUGUCUUUCAUCCGCACGCUGGAGUCCCAGCGCAGCUUCUCCAUGCGGGACCGUGGUAAUGUGGCCUCACUGAUCAUGACAGUGCUGCAGAGCAAGCUGGAAUAUGCUACUGAUGUCCUCAAGCAACUCUUGGCUGACCUCAUAGACAAAAAUCUGGAGAGCAAGAACCACCCCAAGCUGCUGCUCCGGAGGACAGAGUCUGUGGCUGAGAAAAUGCUCACCAAUUGGUUCACCUUCCUUCUGUACAAGUUUCUCAAGGAAUGUGCUGGUGAACCUCUGUUCUCCCUUUUCUGUGCCAUCAAGCAGCAGAUGGAAAAGGGUCCCAUCGACUCGAUCACUGGGGAGGCCCGGUACUCACUGAGUGAGGACAAGCUUAUCCGACAGCAGAUUGAUUACAAGACGCUGGUCCUGAGCUGCGUGAACCCCGACAACGUGAACAGCCCCGAGAUCCCAGUGAAGAUCCUGAAUUGUGACACCAUCACGCAGGUCAAGGAGAAGAUCCUCGAUGCCAUCUUCAAGAACGUGCCCUGCUCCCACCGGCCCAAAGCUGCUGAUAUGGACUUGGAGUGGCGGCAAGCAAGUGGGGCAAGGAUGAUCCUUCAGGAUGAAGACAUCACAACCAAGAUAGAGAAUGACUGGAAGAGACUCAACACACUGGCACACUAUCAG